AUGCCCAAAAUGAGCAUAUUGAACUACGUGAAGCGCCAUAGUUGCAGGCUGGACUAUGAAGAAAGAUUGCGGAAAAGCAAGCGCAGAAAUCACAAGUUGUACAAGAAGAAACGCUACUCCGAGAAGGUUGAAAUGCGGAAACUACUGAAGCAACAUGAAGAAAAGGAACAAAAGGGAGCCCAAGAACGUCCCGAUCAAGGAACCGUUCCCGCGUAUUUCCUCGAUCGACAACAGCAAACCACUGGAACUGUGCUCUCCAAUAUGAUCAAACAAGAGAGAAAAGAAAAAGCGGGCAAAUAUCAAAUUCUAAUUCCAAAAGUACAUGCGGUUUCUGAUGUGGAAGCAUUCAAAGUUGCCAAGACCGGAAAGACUCGCAGGAAGGGCUGGAAAGAAUGGCCACAAAACCUACUUAUGUUGGCGAAUCAUUCGCUCGGAAGCCUGCCAAAUUUAAACGAUGCAUCCGACCCA
Messenger RNA from Mesorhabditis belari, 468 nucleotides. NCBI's taxonomy places the organism in Eukaryota, Metazoa, Nematoda, Chromadorea, Rhabditida, Rhabditidae. The record is from the annotation of a GenBank genome assembly.